AUGUCUCGGCUUCUCUCUAAACUCUCUCCACUCCUGCACAAGAGCAGGAGCCUUCGUUCGUUUUCAUCCUCCACGACCGGUCCGUAUUUGACAACUAGUAUUAGUGUAAAACCGCUGCCGGAAGGCGGCAACAUUGGAGAAGUGGUUAUAUUCGACGUGGCCAAAGCAGAUUUAGUCGAGCUCACGGAAAAAACAAUCCCUGGAGAUAUUAUUACGGCUAAAAGCCUCGGAGCUUCCAAGGGAUGGGGAUUUUUCAGUGACCCGCAAGAUCGUUGCGUACUCAUCACGGACUUCAUGAACCCUAGGUCCUGCAAAUCAAACCCAAAGCUCUUCACUCUGCCUCCGCUUACACCUCUUCUCUCUUGCCAGACUGAUGUCGUUUGGAGCGUAGCAAUGUCCUCUUUUCCUGAUGACGACGAAGACUGGGUUGUGGCCAUCAAGUCGUUGGGUGACCAGCUCAUGUUUCUUUAG
Messenger RNA from Microthlaspi erraticum, 471 nucleotides. Lineage: Eukaryota; Viridiplantae; Streptophyta; Magnoliopsida; Brassicales; Brassicaceae. The record is from the annotation of a GenBank genome assembly.